AUGUUCUUCACUCUGCGCUACAGCUUAUUAGCACGUCAUGAAUCUACAUUAGUCAUUGCAGAACAUAACAAUGAAUCGCUAUUGCCUAUUACGUGCAAUGCAUUGAGCGCAGCAAAGAAAAUUGGUGGCGAUGUGACAGUUUUGGUUGCUGGCACUAAAUGCGAUGCAGUUGCUCAAAGUGUUAGCAAAGCCAGUGGAAUAUCCAAAGUCUUGGUAACAGAUAACGAGGCUUUUAAAGGAAUGCUUCCAGAGGCAUUGACUCCUCUUAUCCUUGCGGCACAGAAUGAGCAUAAAUUUACUCACAUCAUAGCUGGUGCAACUGCUUUUGGUAAAGCAUUGUUACCCAGAGUAGCAGCUAAAUUAGAUGUGUCUCCAGUCAGCGAUGUUAUUAGUAUCAAAGCACCGGACACGUUCGUUCGCACGAUCUAUGCAGGGAAUGCGGUUCAAACUUUAAAGUGCAAAGAUAACGUAAAAGUAGUUUCGAUCAGAGGUACUGCGUUCGAGCCAGUACCUCUGGAAGGAGGCAGUGCUAAAUGCGAGCCAGCACCGGCUGGUGAUUACAAGUCACAAUUGGUAGAGUUCGUCAAACAGGAAUUGUCUAAAUCCGAUAGACCAGAGUUAGCGUCUGCGAAGAUCGUUGUUUCUGGUGGUAGAGGAUUGAAGUCUGGAGAAAAUUUCGAAUUAUUGUACAAACUAGCGGAUAAACUUAACGCUGCGGUCGGUGCAUCUCGUGCUGCAGUGGAUGCUGGCUUUGUGUCGAACGACUUACAAGUGGGACAGACUGGGAAGAUCGUCGCACCAGAUCUAUAUAUCGCCGUCGGUAUUUCUGGCGCGAUUCAACAUCUUGCUGGUAUGAAAGACUCGAAAACGAUUGUUGCAAUAAAUACUGAUCAAGAGGCUCCAAUUUUCCAAGUAGCCGACUUUGGCCUGGUCGCUGAUCUGUUCAAGGCNNNAUUGAUUAUUUUAGUUUUUAAAUUUUUGUGUCUUUAG
This is a messenger RNA of Ceratina calcarata, 990 nucleotides long. It is a transcript of the gene wal, whose product is annotated as electron transfer flavoprotein subunit alpha wal. NCBI's taxonomy places the organism in Eukaryota, Metazoa, Arthropoda, Insecta, Hymenoptera, Apidae. Gene Ontology annotation, cellular component: mitochondrion. The coding region runs from base 1 to 990 and encodes 329 amino acids. Gene Ontology annotation, biological process: fatty acid beta-oxidation using acyl-CoA dehydrogenase. The record is from RefSeq and is a predicted model, not a curated record. The transcript is spliced from 5 exons. Gene Ontology annotation, molecular function: flavin adenine dinucleotide binding; electron transfer activity.